UGCAGUUCAACGGUUAGGGUUAUUUCAUUUAAUUUAUUUUAAUAUUGGGAAGAGGAGUUUGAAAAUUUUAUAUAUAUUUUUUUUGCUUAAUUAAGGUUUAAUUAACGGCUUCAUCAUGGGGGACAUGUUUCGCAGUGAGAAAAUGUCCUUAUGCCAAAUCUUCCUGCAACCGGAAGCGGCUUAUGCCUCUUUGGCUCAGCUGGGAGAGAGUGGCUGUGUACAAUUUCGUGAUAUGAACGAAGGUACAACAUCGUAUCAACGCAAAUACGUUUCAGAAGUAAGACGCUGUGAUGAAUUGGAGCGUAAAAUACGUUUUGUAGAAAAUGAAAUCAAAAAAGAUGAUCUAAAAAUGCCCGAACUAAGAGAGAUACCACCGGCACCCAAACCGCGAGAAAUAAACGAUUUAGAGGCUCAUUUGGAAAAGUGUGAAAAGGAAAUAACGGAAUUAUCACAAAACGAUGUAAAUCUUAAGUCGAACUUUUUGGAAUUAACCGAAAUGUUAAGGGUUUUAGAGAAAACGCAGGGAUUCUUUGCCGAACAGGCUGUCGUGAAUAUGGAGUUGAAUAAACAAAAUGACAGUCAUCAUCACGAAGCCGGUGGUCAUUUGGGUUUUGUGGCUGGUGUAGUGAGUCGCGAAAGAGAGUAUGCAUUUGAGCGUAUGCUGUGGCGUGUGGCACGUGGUAAUGCCUAUGUUAAGCGUGCUCCCUUGGAAGAGUCCCUAAAAGAUCCCAAAACUGGCAAUGUUAUGUAUAAGACAGUGUUUGUGGUAUUUUUCCAGGGUGAACAAUUGAGAAGUAGAGUAAAGAAGGUAUGUACUGGAUUUCAUGCCUCCAUGUAUCCCUGUCCCAAUGAGCAUGAAGAACGUGAGGAAAUGAUUCGUGGUUUGCGCACCAGAAUCGAAGAUUUGAAAGUGGUUUUAAAGCAGACCGAAGAUCAACGUACUUGUGUUUUGGUGGCGGUCUCUAAACAACUGGCUGCCUGGGAGGUUAUGGUUAAGAAAAUGAAGGCUAUCUAUCACACCUUGAAUAUGUUGAGUCAAGAUGUGACCAGCAAAUGUUUGAUUGGUGAAUGUUGGGUUCCUACCCGUGAUCUCGACAAUGUGCAGGCUUGUUUAGCGGAGGGUUCUGCUGUGGUGGGCAGUACAGUACCUUCUUUUCUAAAUGUGGUAGAGACCAAUGAUCCUCCACCCACCUACAAUCGCACUAAUAAAUUUACCAGAGGUUUCCAAAACCUUAUAGAUGCCUAUGGUGUGGCCACUUAUCGUGAAGCUAACCCCGCUCUAUACACUUGCAUUACCUUUCCCUUUCUAUUCGCUGUGAUGUUUGGUGAUAUGGGUCACGGUUUCAUAUUAUUUCUCUUCGGUGCCUGGAUGGUUAUAUGGGAAAAAUCCUUGGGUCGCAAGAAGGGCGGAGAAAUUUGGAAUAUUUUCUUUAGCGGUCGUUAUAUUAUAUUGCUUAUGGGUAUUUUUGCUGUCUACACCGGUUUUACCUACAAUGAUUGCUUCUCCAAAUCCUUUAAUGUAUUUGGUUCGACCUGGCGUGUGCGUUACAAUAGAACUACCGUAUUAACGAAUGCUGAAGGUCUUACUUUAGAUCCCACUUUUGCUACCACCGGGGUUUAUGUUUGGGGUAUGGAUCCUAUUUGGCAGUUGGCAGAUAACAAGAUUAUCUUCUUGAAUACCUAUAAAAUGAAACUGUCCAUUAUUUUUGGUGUCCUGCAUAUGGUAUUUGGUGUUUGUAUGUCGGUGGUGAAUUUUGUGUACUUUAAACGUUAUGCCAGCAUUUUGUUGGAAUUUUUACCACAAAUCAUAUUCCUUUUGCUGUUAUUCGGUUACAUGGUCUUUAUGAUGUUUUAUAAGUGGGUAAAAUAUUCACCCACCUCCACCUAUGAGCCAGAUACACCCGGUUGUGCUCCCUCUGUGCUGAUUAUGUUCAUUAAUAUGAUGCUGUUUAAGAGUAGUCCUACCUUGCCAGGUUGUGAUGAGUUCAUGUUUGCCAAUCAAUCCAAAAUCGAAAUGGCUUUCGUAAUUGUGGCAGUGAUUUGUAUUCCCUGGAUGUUGAUUGGUAAACCUUUGUACAUUAAGUACACUAGGAAACAUAAACCAGUGCAUCCUGAGGAUUUCACUUCCACCGAUACUUUGGAAAUGGUAGAAGGUGAUACCGCUGUGGUGGUGGAAGUUAUAGAAACUUCCAAUAAAGAUGCAGAUGCUGGUCAUAAUCAUGACGACGAACCCAUGAGUGAAAUAUGGAUUCAUCAAGCUAUUCAUACCAUUGAAUAUGUGCUCAGUACCAUUUCUCAUACGGCCUCCUAUUUGCGUUUGUGGGCCUUGUCUUUAGCUCAUGCUCAAUUAUCUGAAGUUUUAUGGACUAUGGUUUUGUCGUUGGGUCUGCAGCUUAAAGGUUAUACUGGCUCCAUAGGUCUCUUCUUUAUUUUUGCCAUUUGGGUUUUCUUUACUCUCGCCAUUAUGGUCAUGAUGGAGGGUUUGUCUGCCUUUUUGCAUACUUUACGUUUGCAUUGGGUCGAAUUCAUGAGCAAAUUUUAUGAAGGCGCUGGUUAUAUUUUCCAACCUUUCAGUUUCAAGGCCAUUUUAGAGGCUGAAGAUGAUGAUUAAGCAGUUAAAAUUAAUUGUUAAAUAAAGUUAAAUAUUUGAGAAA
Messenger RNA from Lucilia cuprina (Australian sheep blowfly), 2654 nucleotides. Its product is annotated as V-type proton ATPase 116 kDa subunit a1-like. Bases 116 to 2611 code for a protein of 831 amino acids. NCBI's taxonomy places the organism in Eukaryota, Metazoa, Arthropoda, Insecta, Diptera, Calliphoridae. Gene Ontology annotation, molecular function: ATPase binding; proton-transporting ATPase activity, rotational mechanism. The record is from RefSeq and is a predicted model, not a curated record. Gene Ontology annotation, cellular component: vacuolar proton-transporting V-type ATPase complex; vacuolar proton-transporting V-type ATPase, V0 domain; plasma membrane. Gene Ontology annotation, biological process: proton transmembrane transport; vacuolar acidification. The transcript has 6 exons.